This is a messenger RNA of Orbilia oligospora ATCC 24927, 765 nucleotides long. RefSeq lists its product as uncharacterized. The transcript has 3 exons. NCBI's taxonomy places the organism in Eukaryota, Fungi, Ascomycota, Orbiliomycetes, Orbiliales, Orbiliaceae. The record is from RefSeq and is a predicted model, not a curated record. Bases 1 to 765 code for a protein of 254 amino acids.
AUGAAGUCUACCGUUGUCUUGUUCUUGGGUGCUCUCAUGAGCGUUGGAGCGAUGGCGGCUCCUUAUGGACAGGAAUCCAAGUCCAUCGAGCCAGUCCCUACCACCACUGAGUGUGAGACUGCUACUUGGACUCCCUAUGACUACAACAAGUCGACUGUUCCCUAUGAGCCCUCUCACUCAGCUCCAUAUGGCCACAAGUCAAAGGUCGAGCCUACUACCGUUGCGUACUAUGGCCCUUCUUCUGAGCCAGUUGAGACUACCCUCCCUACUGGUUACUCUUACUCAUCUGGACCUGAGGAAGAACCAACCACCACUGUUACCUCCAUCCUUGAGUCCACUCUCACCGUCUCGCUCUCUACCUAUGAGCCUUAUGGACCUGAAUCUUCCCCCUCCAAGGCUGGGUAUUGGACUACUCUUACUACCACCUCUUGCCCACCUACACCUUCUUCCGAUGGAGUUGCCGGGUAUGUUCCUUACACUCCAACCUUGACUCCUGUUCCGUAUGAGUACACCACUCCGGCUUCUCUCUAUGAACCAGAGACUCCUACCCCAGUUGUCUACCCGACUACUCCUGUCUACUAUCCUCCUAGCAACAAGCCAACCCCCACGGAGUACAACCCAGGUAACAACACUUACCCAACUUCCACUCCUCCCUACGUCCCUCCACCAUACGCUGGAUCUGCUACCAGCCUUGUCAACAAUGGAGGUUUCGUCGGAAUGGUUGCUGGACUUGUCGGGAUGGUCGCCGUCAUGAUCAUCUUGUAA